This is a messenger RNA of Lodderomyces orthopsilosis Co 90-125, 822 nucleotides long. RefSeq lists its product as uncharacterized. The record is from RefSeq and is a predicted model, not a curated record. The transcript has a single exon. Gene Ontology annotation, biological process: endoplasmic reticulum tubular network organization; membrane organization. Lineage: Eukaryota; Fungi; Ascomycota; Pichiomycetes; Serinales; Debaryomycetaceae. Bases 1 to 822 code for a protein of 273 amino acids. Gene Ontology annotation, cellular component: endoplasmic reticulum.
AUGUCUGCUACUGCUACUGAAGCCCAACAAAAUGGGUCGAUUGGAACACAUGAUCAGCAUUCAACACAAGGUUCAACAGCACAACAAGCAAAACCUGAUACGCCUACAAACAAGACACCUAAUGAUAAGCAUCACAAGUUUAAAAAGAAGUUGGUUAGAGCCCAACCUGAUACAAAUGCAUUAAAGUAUAAAGCAUGGCUUGGGGGUCACAUCACUUCUCUUGUAUUUGGUACCAUUUCAUUCAUUUUCCAGGUUUUUUGGUUGCCUAAUGUCUACUAUAUCAAUUCAAUUUGUUACAGAUUGGCCUUGCUUGGUUCAGCAGUGGCAUUGACUUCUACAUUUAGUCACAAAUUCGGAUUACACUUUUUACCACCAGUGGCUACAUUAUUGAGUCAUGAGAAUUUUCAAUAUUUGGUCUUGACGAUUGUUUGGUGUUUUACAUUCAGAUCAGUGUUUAAGAUUUUUCCAUACUUUUUAUUGAGUAUUUUACACUUGAGUAAAGUAAAGAAUGUCAGUGUUGUUCUCAAACACGCAUCAACUGUAUCGUCAUGGAUCGCAUAUGACGAAUUAUUUUUGAUUUUCUACUUACUCAUCAGGACGUUAUUCUUUAGAAAUGCCAGUGGAUUUCAAUUGACCUUGUUUUUGAUUUUCUAUUGGUUGAGAAUAUUGUACAACAAGGAAACUGGUAACUUGUUUUCUGCUGUUGUUGAUAGGUUGGAUGGUGAAAUGGUGAAAGUAAAGAACCCAACAGUUCAAAGAAGAUGGGAAAAGAUAAGAGAGUUUGUCAAGGUGAAACAAGAACAAGAGCAUCAAGAUGAUUAA